Messenger RNA from Drosophila willistoni, 1116 nucleotides. It is a transcript of the gene Cdk5, whose product is annotated as cyclin-dependent kinase 5 homolog. NCBI's taxonomy places the organism in Eukaryota, Metazoa, Arthropoda, Insecta, Diptera, Drosophilidae. Gene Ontology annotation, molecular function: ATP binding; cyclin-dependent protein serine/threonine kinase activity. Gene Ontology annotation, cellular component: nucleus; cytoplasm. Gene Ontology annotation, biological process: neuron apoptotic process; axonogenesis; synaptic vesicle transport. The transcript has 4 exons. Bases 61 to 945 code for a protein of 294 amino acids. The record is from RefSeq and is a predicted model, not a curated record.
GCUGGCCACUCUAAAACCUUUCAUUGCUACAGAAAUAAACAGAAUUAAAGAAUAGCGAAAAUGCAAAAAUAUGAUAAGAUGGAGAAAAUUGGCGAGGGCACCUAUGGCACGGUGUUUAAGGGCCGAAAUCGCGAUACGAUGGAAAUAGUGGCUCUAAAACGAGUCCGCCUCGACGAAGAUGAUGAGGGUGUUCCAUCCUCUGCCCUGCGUGAAAUCUGUUUACUAAAGGAGUUGAAGCACAAGAAUAUUGUCCGUCUAAUAGAUGUUCUCCAUUCGGAUAAGAAGCUAACAUUGGUCUUUGAGCACUGUGAUCAGGAUCUCAAGAAGUAUUUUGACAGUUUAAACGGAGAAAUCGAUAUGGCUGUGUGUCGUAGUUUCAUGUUACAACUGUUGCGCGGCUUGGCCUUUUGUCAUAGUCACAACGUUUUGCAUCGUGAUUUAAAGCCACAAAAUUUACUUAUAAAUAAAAAUGGAGAAUUGAAAUUGGCGGAUUUCGGUUUGGCUAGAGCAUUUGGCAUACCCGUAAAAUGUUAUUCAGCCGAAGUGGUGACGUUAUGGUAUCGUCCACCGGAUGUACUAUUUGGUGCUAAACUAUAUACAACUAGCAUUGAUAUGUGGUCGGCUGGAUGCAUUUUAGCCGAACUAGCUGAUGCUGGGCGACCGCUUUUCCCUGGCUCCGAUGUGCUUGAUCAAUUGAUGAAAAUAUUCCGUGUGCUGGGCACACCAACUGAAGAUACAUGGCCAGGUGUAUCACAUCUCUCCGACUAUGUAGCGCUUCCAUCUUUUCCAGCCAUCAGUUCAUGGAGCCAACUGGUACCAAGACUUAACUCAAAAGGACGAGAUUUAUUGCAAAAACUACUCGUAUGUCGUCCCAAUCAGCGCAUCAGUGCCGAGGCUGCCAUGCAGCAUCCUUAUUUCACAGACAGCUCGUCUUCUGGCCAUUAGAAAAACCUCAACAAACCAAAAAUGCAAAUUCUACCAAUUUAUUAUGACUGUCUCUUAAUUAGAAUGUAAGGUGAACCCUUAUCUUGUACUAGUUAUAAAUGUGCAAAUUUUGUCCUUAGUUGUUUAAAUCUGUUCAUAUAUAUAUAAUUAAUAUAUGUACUAAAAUGAAAA